AUGGCCAUGGUUCUCACCCACUCUCAGCUCCCACGCGUUCUCUCUCACACGAACAAUGGCCACACACCCAUACGGGUGAAGAAUUUGAUGGAUGGAUUGGAGAUAAUUUAUGGCCUCAGCAAUUUCAAAAGGAAUUGUGAGUCAUGUUACCUAUGGAAGACCGUCAUUUCUCUCUUCGCCCUUGCUGAGACAAAGUUCUACUUGACACAAAUUCAUAAGCAAGUAUCUGCUCUCCCUCUUCAACUAGAAACUCUUCAAGCUUAUUCUUGUAGUGACACCGUAUUCUCUGACGAGCUCGAACAUCUUGAACCAACAAAUUGA
Molecule: messenger RNA, 321 nt
Organism: Lathyrus sativus (Indian pea)
Lineage: Eukaryota; Viridiplantae; Streptophyta; Magnoliopsida; Fabales; Fabaceae
Source: the annotation of a GenBank genome assembly